Molecule: messenger RNA, 1125 nt
Organism: Gregarina niphandrodes
Lineage: Eukaryota; Apicomplexa; Conoidasida; Eugregarinorida; Gregarinidae
Product: putative proteasome 26S subunit, non-ATPase, protein 4
Exons: 4
Coding region: 1-1125 (374 amino acids)
Biological process (GO): proteasome-mediated ubiquitin-dependent protein catabolic process
Cellular component (GO): nucleus; proteasome regulatory particle, base subcomplex; cytosol
Molecular function (GO): polyubiquitin modification-dependent protein binding
Source: RefSeq, a predicted model, not a curated record
AUGCUUGAGGCGGUGAUGCUGUGUGUGGAUAAUUCUGACUGGUCGCGAAACAAGGACUAUUUUCCAUCUAGGUUACAAGCGCAACAGGAAGCCUCCUUAACCGUAGCUACUACCAAGCUGCAGGCGAACGCAGAGAACAGCAUUGGUCUCCUUACACUAGGCGGAGAUGUGAAGGUCCGCGCUGCGCCUUCCGGCGACAUGCGGUCGUUCCACCAGGCCGUCCAGAGCUUAGCGGAACCCGACGAUGGCAGUGCGCACCUCAUGAAGGGAAUCCAGACGGCACAGCUCGCCCUGAAGCACCGCCUCAAUCGCAACCAGCGACAGAGGAUUAUCAUUUUCGUGUGCAGCCCGCUAGACGUCACGGAGAGCGACGUGGAAAAAGUGGGCCGCACGCUCAAGAAGAACAACGUGGCGCUGGACAUUGUCAGUUUUGGCGAAGUGGAGCGCAACUCGGCAGUGCUCAAGAAGCUCUACCAGACAGUGAACUCCAACAACACCAGCAACCUGUUGGAGGUGCAACUGCCCUGUCCCUCCCUCACCAGAGCUAUCACCACCUCCUCCAUCCUCGGCGCCGGGAAUGCCGGCAUCAAUCCUGACGACCCCUUCGCCCUUGACGUGGAUCCGACUGCGGAUCCUGAGUUGUUGCUGGCCUUGCGGCUGUCGUUGGAAGAAGAGCGCGAGCGGCAGGCGCGAGAGAGUGCCCACAUGCGCACCGGCGACGCGGACGAGCCCGGCGACGCCACGCGUUCGUCGAACGUAGUGGCAGGAGAUUCGUGCGUGCAUGUGGUUCAGGACGACCGGCCGCCGACCGUGGAAGAAAUCAUGGGCAUGCAGGACCUGGACGAAGACCUCCGGACCGCGCUUCUGCUAUCGCUACAAACGGCGGAGUCGGCCCCACGGACCGAAGGACAGGCACAGGAAGACACACCCAGCCAGGAGCCAGUGACUCAAGCCAAGAACCUGUCGUUCGCGAGUGUGUCUCCACCCGUGCCUGCUGCGAACCCGAUGUUGUCGGCAGCGGAAAUGAAGCGGCUGGCGGAAAUGCUGCCGGGCGUGGACGUGAACGAUCCCGAAGUGAUGCGGGCGCUGGAGGAGCUGGCGAAGGCGGAGAAGAAAAAGGACUGA